This is a messenger RNA of Gossypium raimondii (Peruvian cotton), 891 nucleotides long. Its product is annotated as thaumatin-like protein 1. The record is from RefSeq and is a predicted model, not a curated record. The transcript has 2 exons. Lineage: Eukaryota; Viridiplantae; Streptophyta; Magnoliopsida; Malvales; Malvaceae. Gene Ontology annotation, biological process: defense response. Gene Ontology annotation, cellular component: extracellular region. The coding region runs from base 75 to 602 and encodes 175 amino acids.
CCUACCAAGUGCUUCUAAAUUUGAUUGUUCACAGCCUUCUUUGAAGCUCACUUCUUUCAUUCCCUCCUUAUUCAAUGACUACUCAUCAGCUUUCCAUUGUGUUGGCUAUGUUCUUCCUUCAACUGUUCUUAAGUUCUCAAUCUCAUUCAUCAGUGUUCACAAUGGUAAACAAAUGCAGAUACACAGUUUGGCCAGGGGUUCUGUCAGGUGCUGGAACAACACAGAGUUCUCCAACAGGUUUCAUUCUUAGACGAGGCGAAUCAACAUCCGUCUCGGUUCCAACAUCUUGGUCAGGUCGCUUAUGGUGUCAAACUCUUUGCACCGAGGACUCUUCUGGCAAAUUUUCUUGCCUCACUGGAGACUGCGGCUCAUCUACACUAGAAUGUUCAAGUAGCGGUGCUAGCCCUCCUGCCACUCUUGCAGAGUUUACAUUAAAUGGUGCUGGGGAAGUGGAUUUCUAUGAUGUUAGCCUUGUUGAUGGAUACAAUCUCCCAAUGAUGGUAUCCCCAAAUGGUGGAACUGGAGGUAACCGUACCUUAGCUUUUAUCGGUGGAGCCAUCACCAUUUUGGCUGCAAUGCGGCAGCUGUGGCAUCUCUUUUGACAAUGCCAAGCUGCUAACCAACAACAUUAGGAACUGUUUUCAUUGUGUUCCUUUUUCUAUAUGGCAAAUUUGGACCUCCGAUAGUUAGGUCCUAGCAAACCAUAAAAGCAAUUUGUAGCAUGAAUGGAUUUGAGUGAAGAGUGAGAGCUGGCGAUUGGACAUAAAUUCUGGGAACUGACAAUUAGUUCACUAUGUAACCUUUUUUUUCUCCUGGCAACUGUCGCCAAUGCCCAUGGAACUGAGUUCAUUUAUCUCUAGCUAUUUGUCUUAUAUGGAAGUGCAUUUUCGU